Molecule: messenger RNA, 725 nt
Organism: Paramacrobiotus metropolitanus
Lineage: Eukaryota; Metazoa; Tardigrada; Eutardigrada; Parachela; Macrobiotidae
Exons: 4
Coding region: 107-490 (127 amino acids)
Source: RefSeq, a predicted model, not a curated record
GGCGAAACUUUUUCGAUAGCGGCAGUUUGCUAAACUUUUCGUCACUUUCCAGUAUAUCACGCUUCCAGUCGCUGCUUUUUAGGUUAAUUGAGUAGGCUGUGGAAAAAUGUCUCGCGUUGUUUUAUACCUCGUUUCCACGCUGCUGCUUGCUGGAUUAGCUGCUGCAAGUUCCGAGCCGCAUCCACCUGAAGUCACGCAAGCCAAGAAAAUUGAUGAUGAAGCAAAGAAGGCUGUCAACGCGGUUUCCACGGAAAUAAAAGCCAAGGCCAAGGUCAGCAGAGGCACCAUUCUCCUUCCGGAGACGUACGCCAACCAGUUGGAUUUUUAUGCCGGCGUCAUCCGCUCUGUCUACUUCGUCAAGAUCCGACUUGGAGGUGGUCCGGCAGGAACAUACAUCCACGCCAAGAUCAAACGAGAGGACAAGGGCAAAUACAAUUUAUGGGGUAUCAAGAACGUUAGAAAAGAGGAUCCGAUCGUCUACUUUAACUAAAACAACCGUCUUACCAUCCACGCUGUGUACUGCAACAGUGAAACACCACUAAAUUUUCUCUUUUGUAAUACUCUUUUAGCAGGCAGUUCAAGGUCAUGUGAAUAAUUCGCACUUUAUUUAGCGCGAUAUUUGGCUCAGUGUCAGUUGUUCGACAGUUCUAUACAUUUACGCUAACUGCAUGUGUUUGAAUAAUGUUACGUGGGUUGAAACAUACGAAUAAGCAAAUGUUGACAGA